Molecule: messenger RNA, 8743 nt
Organism: Cyclopterus lumpus (lumpfish)
Lineage: Eukaryota; Metazoa; Chordata; Actinopteri; Perciformes; Cyclopteridae
Gene: mtmr3
Product: myotubularin related protein 3
Exons: 21
Coding region: 242-3976 (1244 amino acids)
Biological process (GO): dephosphorylation; regulation of autophagy
Molecular function (GO): protein phosphatase binding; phosphatidylinositol-3,5-bisphosphate 3-phosphatase activity; metal ion binding
Source: RefSeq, a predicted model, not a curated record
UCGGAUAUGACUAACGCGUAUUUCGAUCGAGGUUCAUUCGCCGCUCAGUAAUAUUGCACGGGCUUCCGGAUGAAUCGUUGCCUCCGAACUUCUCGUGCCUCCUUUUCCCCCCUCGAUUUCCAAGUCUUACUUGUGAGAGUAUCCAAACAGGAUCAUCAAGACUACUCAUUGUCCGUUACUGAUUGUCUGUGACUGGUCCAGGAGUUCCUUGUUGGUUGACCCACUCUCCUUCUCAGGGGCCAUGGAGGAGAAGGGGCAGCAGAGCUUGGAAUGUAUCCAGGCCAAUCAGAUCUUCCCCAAAAAGUCCCCCGUUCUGGAGGAAGAAAACAUGCAGGUGCCCUUUCCUGAGCUGCAUGGGGAGUUCGCAGAGUAUGUGGGGAGAGCAGAGGAUGCCAUCAUCGCGGUGUCCAACUACCGCCUACACAUCAAGUUCAAAGAGUCCGUUGUCAACGUUCCUCUUCAGCUCGUAGAGACCGUGGAGUGUCGGGAUAUGUUCCAGCUUCACGUCACCUGUAAGGACUGUAAAGUCGUCAGGUGCCAGUUCUCCACCUUUGAGCAGUGUCAGGAAUGGUUGAAACGCCUGAACACAGUAGUGCGCCCGCCCUCUCGCCUGGAGAACCUCUUCUCCUUCGCCUUCCACGCCUGGUGCAUGGACGUGUACGCUGGCGAGAAGGAGCAGCACGGCGAGCUGUGCCGACCAGGCGAACACGUGACUUCCUGGUUCAAGAACGAGGUCGAGAGGAUGGGCUUUGACACCCAAAACGCCUGGAGGAUAUCUGACAUCAACAGCAAGUUCAGGCUCUGCCCCAGCUAUCCUCAGCAGCUCUUGGUGCCGGCCUGGAUCACUGACAAGGAGCUGGAAAAUGUGGCAGCCUUCCGCUCCUGGAAGAGGUUUCCUUCUGUGGUUUAUAGGCACCAGACCACUGGAGCCGUGAUCGCCCGCUGCGGUCAGCCGGAGGUCAGCUGGUGGGGCUGGAGGAACGCUGAUGACGAGCACCUGGUCCAGUCCAUCGCCAAGGCCUGCGCCGUGGACGGUAGCUCCCGCAAACACAUUUCCAACGGCGGCUACACCAACGGCAACGACCUGCCCGACACCGACUUUGAAUCCUCCAUGACCAACAGCUCAGAGGUGGAGACUUUGGCCACCCAGCCCCACAAGUUACUGAUCCUGGACGCCAGGUCCUAUGCUGCUGCCGUGGCUAACAGGGCCAAAGGGGGAGGCUGUGAAUGCCCAGAGUACUAUCCCAACUGUGAGGUGGUGUUUAUGGGCAUGGCCAACAUCCACUCCAUCCGCAAGAGUUUCCAGUCUCUGCGUUUCCUCUGCACUCAGAUGCCUGAUCCAGCCAACUGGCUUUCUGCUCUUGAGAGCACCAAGUGGCUGCAGCACCUGUCCCUGCUGCUGAAGGCAGCGCUGCUGGUGGUCAACGCUGUGGACAGAGACCACAGGCCUGUUCUGGUGCACUGCUCUGAUGGCUGGGACCGCACACCUCAGAUCGUUGCUUUGUCCAAGGUGCUGCUGGACCCGUACUACCGCACUAUCGAGGGCUUCCAGGUUUUGUUGGAGACUGAUUGGCUCGACUUUGGCCACAAGUUUGCCGACCGCUGCGGCCAUGGAGAGAACUCUGAGGACGUGAAUGAGCGCUGCCCUGUCUUCCUGCAGUGGCUGGACUGUGUUCACCAGCUGCAGAGGCAGUUCCCAUGCUCCUUUGAGUUUAAUGAGGCCUUCCUGGUGAAACUGGUGCAGCACACCUACUCCUGUCUGUUCGGCACCUUCCUGUGUAACAGCGGCAAGGAGAGGGAGGACCGCCACGUUCAGGAGCGGACCUGCUCCGUGUGGUCGCUGCUGAGGCCGGCUAACCGCGCACUGAGGAACAUGCUGUACUCUUCACACUCCGAGACAGUUCUCCACCCGGUGUGUCACGUACGCAACCUGAUGCUGUGGACGGCGGUCUACCUGCCCAGCUCCUCCCCCACCACCCCCUCAGAUGAAUCAUGCGCCCCCUACCCGGUGCCUGGUGGCAACCCUGAGGAUGCGCCCCUGGGCAGACGUACGAAGACUCGCUCCUUCGACAACUUGCCCAGUGCAUGUGAGCUGGGAAGCUCUCUGGCUCCUAACCGCCGCUCCAGUGACCCAAGCCUCAAUGAGAAGUGGCAAGACCACCGGCGUUCGCUGGAGCUCAACAUGGCAGUGGGGCCCGAGGGAGGGGGAAACCCGGAUCAGGAGGUGCGGCCUAACGGAGUGGGGCUUUACCCAGACGGAGUUGACUCUGAACUGGAGGACAGCCUGCAGCCCCGGGGCUCGCACUCUGAGCUCAGACAGGAAGCCUCUGUAUGCACAGCAGCAACAGGAGACGAAGCAAAGGAGGCAGAGCUCUCUGUGGCAGUGGGCGUGGCGGAGAGCCAAAUGGAGAACAUCCUUCAGGAAGCCACCAAGGAGGAGGCUGGAGCAGAUGUUCAGAGAGAGGGAAGUGCUGCUGUCAAACAUGUCACUGACACCGUUGACACAGAGUCAGAGGAAGUAGCAAAAGUCGAAGAGGAUGAUCGGUGUGCCGAGGUCAACGGGACUGAGAUGCAGAGAGAAGCACUUGCUAAUGGUCACCAUCCAGUAAAUGGCGUAAUGGAAGCUGAGGAGAAUGAUGCGCCUCCCUCUCUACCCACACAGAUGGCAGAGGAGCUGGAUCACCAGGCAGCUGAGGUGACUCAGGCCCCAGAGGAGCUGGAGAAGCAGGAUGUAGAGAACUCUUCUGUACAAGAGGAGCUUGCACAUGGACCCAGUGAGUCCGGCUCAGAUGAGCCAGAGCAGCCUGCAGCCCACAGAACUAUAACCAACGGCUUUGUGGACAGGUCGCCCGAAGAGCCAGAUGUAGCUGAGGAGACCUGCCCUGACUGUGACCACAGUGUCACAAAGCAGGUGGAUAAGAUGGCCUCCCUGAUGGAAAGCUCCACAGAGACUUUAACUGAAGAGGCCUGCAGCAGGAUGGAGCUACCACCACAGCCUCCUGUUUGUCCAACUCGUCAUCCCUGCAGUGAUGGCAGGAACCAACCGCCGUGCUUCAGGAAGGAGCAAGGACUGGAGGCAGGCGAGCAUGGCUUUAUCAGAACUUUAAACGGGGGCUGCAAGCGACCCUCUGUCAGUGCCUUUCAGUGUGUCAGUGCUGACCUCAGCAGGGAUGGGUUUUAUAACGGCGACAGCUCCGAUGCGGAGCCCUGCGGAGGACAUCACUGGGUCAAAGGGAACGGAGAGAGGGUUCCUCUGAGUCGACAGGUGUCGCUAGCAAGCUGCAACUCCCUGAUCCUCCAUCCACGUGGGAGCUGCUCCCAGCACCGCUGGUGCCACGCCCUGCUGGGCCGGGCCGCCAUCAGCCCGGAGCAGCCGUCCCGCAGCCAUCUUGAUGACGACGGGCUGACCCUGCACACGGACGCCAUCCAGCAGAGGCUGAGGCAGAUCGAGGCGGGACACCAGUUGGAGGUGGAGACUCUGAAGAAGCAGGUGCAGGAACUGUGGAGCCGCCUGGAGAAUCAGCAGCACGCCGGCUCCCAGAGGUUCAACGGAGACAUGGGAGACGAAGUGACCUCAAUGACAGACUCUGAGUACAACCUGGACCCCAACUGUUUGUCGCGGUGCAGCACAGAGCUUUUCUCCGAGGCCAGCUGGGAGCAGGUGGACAAGCAGGACACUGAGGUGACUCGCUGGUACCCAGACCAUUUGGCAGCCCAGUGUUACGGCUGUGAGAGCAGGUUCUGGCUCGCCGCCAGGAAGCAUCACUGCAGUGGCAGGGAGCCUUUCCAGGAGGUCUGGAACUGCGGUAACGUGUUCUGUGCCAGCUGUUGCGACCAGAAGAUCCCAGUGCCAAGCCAGCAGCUUUUCGACCCCAGCCGCGUCUGUAAGAGCUGCUACGGCAGCCUCAAGCUCAGCCCGGCUCCCCUGGACCUGGACCUGGAGCUGGAGAAACCCAUCACAGCCAGCUCCAACUGAGCCUCGGAGCACGGGGACGGGCAGCCGGCCGCUGACACGGGCGCACUGCUGAAGGAAGAGCACAGGAGCUACACAGAAUGCCCCAUGUACUUUGUGCGCGUGUGUGUGUGUGUGUGUGUAUGUGUGUGUGUGCCACAGAGAUGGAAUUUGUAUAUAUACGGAGGAUGACGUGGCGGAGGAGCUGAAUGACGUGUUGGUGAGAUGCCGAGCUCUCUGAAAGGUGUGUGUGCACAGGGGUGGUGUGUAUGCGUGCGUGUGUGCGUGUGUGCGUGUGUGUGUGUGUGUGUGUGUGUGUGUGUAUGUGUGUAAUGCACACAUUUGCCACACAGAUGGUUUGUGGCAGUGACGGGACGGCACUCCGAGGCCAGAGGAGUGAGAAUGGACAUCCUGGUGCCUUGGACCAGGCAGGCGGAGAAGGUCGUCUCACUGUGUUGCUGAAGUCUCUUGGAGAGCUUCGGUCCAUUGAAUCAUUUAGCAGCUCAUCCAGACUUCUCGUCAGACUCUUACCUACCAUCAUCUCAAAGCUUGGACUACUUUACUUUUGAGGAUGUAUCAUCAGUAGCAACAUGGGAAAUCUCCCGGCAAUCACGAGGCAGUCCCCCAGCUUUCGAACUGUCUGGGUAGCUGAUGUUCACAAAUGUCGAUUAGGCAAAUCUUGAAGGGUCAGUUCACCCAAAUUGCGAUACGAUGUUACCUCACGUACCUCUAGUGGGGUCUAACCAUGAAUCCAAUUUCCUUUUUUAGGUAGUUUUGAGAUCUCAUUUCUGAGAUUUCUGCUGCCACCCCGAGACAGAGGAGGAGUCAUCAGAUCCUUGUACCGAUUAAUCAAUUCAUAUUUUCUUUCUGUAAUUUAUCAGAAUAUAGUGACAUAUGAGCAUCAUGUCUCAGAGCCCGAGGCCACAUAUUCAUAUUCCUUGUUUUGGCCGACUUACUGUCCAAAACUAAAACCUAUUCAAUUUGAUAACAAAUAUGACAAAGAAAAGUUGCUUUUGCUUUUUCUUUUCUUUUACAUUUGAGAACCUGACACCAGAGGGUUUUUUCUACAACUUGACUAUUCGAUUAUAAAAUAACUAAUUGUUUGUGGCUCACAGUGCUGAAAAAUGGCAGAAGUGGUACGCCACUGAUUUAGUAAUAAGCCUUCCAUACAGUUGGGUGAUCUACAUUAUAUAUUUAUUUAAUUGUCCAAAUUGAUGCUGCGGAGGCUUGACUUUCAGUGUGUUUCAAGCUCAAAGUGCAGCUCAAUAGUUUCUCUAAACUAGAUCCUUCCUAGCUGGUUACCUCCCACAUCUUUAAACGUUAUAUUUCUUCUGCUUGUGGUCUCCACAUCCCUCGAAAGACAACUCUGAUGACAUAUGAAUUUUUUUAGACCCUCCUACAACUGUUUCCACCGGCUGAGUCGUACGCCUCGUGAUAAGUAAACAGAUUUUUAUGUGAGAAAAAUUGUUACAAAAUGUACCUGAAGCCAUGUACCCAUUAAUAGAUAAUCCACAAUUUUGUCAUUUUGGUGAACUGACCCUUUUUAAAAUUCUCUGGGCUGAAUCUCAACUCUCAUAUUUGGAAGAGAAGAAAAGAAGAAAGCAGUUUGUCUGCAUCAGUUUGUUACCGAGUUGAGAUGUGGAGUGGAUGUUAGAAUCCUCAAGGUUGAGGGUUUUAAAGGAUGUUUGUCUCUCUCAAAGUACUUCUUUUGAAUACUUAUCCCGUUCACAGUGAGGAGAGGUUGUUGUUAUUAUUAUUAUUAUUAUAUAUUUUUAAAACAGAAUUUAAGUGAGUCUUAAAAUAGGACUAGUUAGUGAUCUGUAGAGCAGGCUUUAAAACAUCCGACCCUUUAACAGCUGAUGGCCGCUCGGCUCUUCCACGGUGAUGGACUGUUAUUCAGCGUCGGCGGGGCGUGGACGCUGAUGUGUUGUGGCGUGGUCGGUUUGUGUCAGACACAGACUGACUGGCUGAGUAAUCUCUCCUGUUAGCCGUUACUUCAUGCCCUUCACUCACAACAGCACUGUUUGUUAUUCUUUUUUUACCCAGCAAGCACUGGGAGCUGAACAUCACUCACGUUUCAGACUCUCAAUGGAAAUCACUAGCAAAGUUGUGAAUUUGACACAUUUAACGUCUGUGUUCAAAUUCCCAAGACAUCCUAUUCUCCUUCUAUUCAGUGUGAUUAUUUUUCCCAGGGUGCAGUACACCAUGACCUCACUUGUGAUCGCUGCUGUUAUAGGCUGAAAUUCAAGGAGUGCAGUGGCAACAGAAAGGGCUCUUAGCGUAUUCAAAAGUCUGUAACUCCCACAAGAAAUAUGUCAGAGAAGCUUCACUGAGACGCCCACUCUGCCUAACUCCCAUUCAAUGACCUCCUUGCACACACACACACGCAUACACACACUGUUUUGUAAAAUAAAUGAAUAAAAUAAUAUAUUCAGAUACCUAUAUAGCAUUUAAGAAAAAGUUAUAGAAUCCUUGAAUAGUGGCUCACUUAAUUAGUCACCAAAAAGUUUUUUUAAAUACUUGGUUUUAUUCUGUUAUUAAUUGCAGAAAAUAACUAUAUUUUGCAACCUGUUGAAGAUAACAGGUGUUUUUUUUGUUGUUUUUUUUAUAGCGACGCAGGGUGUCCUGUUUCUAUGCUGCAUUGGUUUUUCCCUUUUUAAAUGCGAUCAUUAUUAUUGAUUUAAUUUAUUAAAGUUUUUUUGUUGCUGAAUUGCUUGAAAUCCAGACAAUUCAAAUGCCACAGGAUAAUCAGUGUUUAUUGAGGUGAGGAGUGAGAGAAGGUUCUGAUCUGUGGCUACGGCGACACUCGUCAGUUCUGUUUUCGUUUUCGGCCGAUUACAGAAGGAUCUGUGACGGCAACCAUUUCCAUAUUCGGUGGGGAAGGGGGUCACCAGAGGUCCUGCAUCAUGUGACCUCUGAAUGAAAAUACAAUGAGUGUGUCUAGCCAAUGAGAAGUCUAUGCACUGAGAGAACAGUGGUCCAAAACAAGCAGCCUAAAUCCAAAAUAAAAGCCUCCCACCCCUCAACUCACACACACACACACACACACACACACACACAUUACUCCAUACAAACUCAUCUACAAACACUACCUCUACUUUGUACACACGCUUGUUCAUGCACACACAGAUUCCCACUGAGUGUGACUUUCCAGAUAUACAUAAUUGAGAAUGGCCUUUUGUUAUCAUUUUAUUCCCUUAGUCAGCUGGAGCAUUAAAGGUACAGCACACAAUCGGCGGCUUUAAUUUUCAUCGUGAGCUUAUUGUUGAGACCUUCUUUUAAUCUUUCUCCCUCGUAAGGUCAGCAGAACGGCCCACUGGUGCCAGAUAGUCGGUGAGGUUCAUACGGGAUGAUAAAGUCUUGACUCUCAGAGGAAAUGCAUAACUAUAACUGUGAUUGACAGCAUGAUACUAUUGAAUCAUACUCGAGCUAUAUCAUUGAUCAUAUCUGCUGUUGGAUUUAAAUGGUGUGGUAGAACCAGCAGAUGGUUGACGUGUGCAGAGGAGCCAGAACAACAACAGGCUUGAAGUGUUUGUUUUUCUCACUGUCCUCCUGUGGAAGUGGUGAACGGGUUCCAUUCAAAAGGUCGACCUUCAGCCUUUCAAACAGGAUGGAAAAUAUGAAUUUGUUUGCCCUCUUUUAUAGAUGAGAUAUUUACAAAAAAGUGAUGAGCAACAAGAGAGGCAUUAACUGUUCAAACACUAAUGUCUGUGAGACAUUAUUAUUAAAUGUGCAGGAAAUACAAAUAUUGGUUCAACCCAGAUGAGCCUCUCUACUCCAAUUCAUGUUUUUUGUCAUCUAAAGAAAUUUAGAUAAACUGAUCUUCAACCAGAUUAUUGACUUAACAUUUUAACAUUUCAUAAUUGUGAUGUAAAGCUUGUUUUUCUAGACCAGUGCUCCGAUUAACAGAUGAUUUAUUACAAGGAUUCACACGCCCCUAAGUGUCUUAAGCCAUCAAUGUUUCCCAUCGCUUUGUGUUUAAAAAAUAGACAAUCAAAUGGUAACAAAAGACUUGAUGUGGCUCCAAUGAGUUGCGUAAUGACCCUUGAAGGCCACGGCGUUCUCCCUUUCCCUGUAAACACACUGACGGGCGGCAGCAGGAACCCUUCCUCUGUAUUGUCACCACCAUCACAGGCAUGAGGGGCACCAAGCUCGUCUGAUUCAACAACCCAUGAAUGUGAAUUGUCUAAAGGCUAUUUUUCUGCACACGUCAUUAAAGAAGACUGCCGCUGAGUGCCGUGCUCUUUGGUAUUGCAUCGAGCGUUAUUGUGCGCGGGAGGGUCCGGGUAACGUGAACAGGUCAUCGGUUAACACACCUUGCCAGUAUGAUUCCUUGCUGUCUUCUCUCUUGGUCCGCAUAUGUUGUAUUUCUCUUCGCUCACGCUGACGUGCUCCAUCAGAGGCGUCUCUGCAACAGCCCAGUGAUCUCUUGACUCGAGUGUGUACGUGUGAAUGCAUCGUGUGUGUGUGUGUGUGUGUGUGUGCGUGUGCGUGUGCCUUUUGGUGGAGACUGGUGCCAAGCAGCUUUAUUACGGGUCUCUCACAAAGGGAUCACUCGUGCUUUUGUUUGAUUUUCCUCUUCUUUUUCUUUUCUCUCCCCCCGCCCCUUCUGUUUGAUAAGCACUUUGAACCUUCUCAUGUCUGAGGAGUGUGUAGCUGUACAUAGCAAUCUCCUGUAACAACGAGUGCGCCCAUGGUUCAGUCUGAAUAUUUUGUUUUGUCGGAUUUACUUUAAAGAGCAUUACAUUGUUGUAGAAUUUUAAAAAGGAAAAAUAAACUAGAUAAACCUUC